Molecule: messenger RNA, 1691 nt
Organism: Microtus oregoni (creeping vole)
Lineage: Eukaryota; Metazoa; Chordata; Mammalia; Rodentia; Cricetidae
Gene: Smim19
Product: small integral membrane protein 19
Exons: 5
Coding region: 671-991 (106 amino acids)
Source: RefSeq, a predicted model, not a curated record
CGCGGGGCUGCGGGUCAGACCCGGUCUUGGGUCUCCGCGGCGACGGGACGACUGGAACGUUGGACGGCCUGUCGGGAGAGGACCGUCCUGUAUGUCACCGGGAGCGGAUUGCAUAGGGGACGCGGCUGGAGGAGGCCAGGUUUGGGCGUCGGAUCUCUGUGCCGCCUCUGUCCCUUCCUUCCUGAGCCCGUGUGGCCUUGGGGUGACAGAUCCACCACUGUCACCUGUUACAGAGUUGCAGUGUCUCCAAGCAGGCUGGUUGCAUACAGUAUAAUUCGGGUGUGAACUGCCCAGUCCUCAGAUCUCAGAUGUCCUCCUUCCUCUGGGAAAGGGUGAAGGUCUGUGAGCGUGUCCCCUUCCGCUUCAGGACCUCAAACCCCAUAGUGUCUCAGAGAACCAGGAGCAAGAGUCUUCCCUUCACAAGGAGUUGAAACCGGAGGUCUGUUUGUGUUGUCCACUCUACUCCAGAUGAGCGCGAUAGGUCUCCAUACAUCUGGCAAAAACUCCAGAUUGAACACACGCCACCUGGCUCAGAGCAACUCUUUCCUGGGACUUCAUCCUGUAUUUUAUAUGGACAAGUGGGAAGAAAGGAAAUACAGGCUAAUUAGCCUGCCAAGGGAAACAGCCUUAAUGGCAUCUGCAUAGCUCACAGAAUAGACUGCAAGACCCCAUGGCUGGAAGUUAUGGCGUGAUGGGUGACGAUUCUAUUGACUACACGGUCCAUGAAGCGUGGAACGAAGCCACCAAUGUAUACUUGAUAGUGAUCCUUGUUAGCUUUGGCCUCUUCAUGUACGCCAAGAGGAAUAAAAGGAAAAUUAUGAGAAUAUUUAGCGUGCCACCUUCAGAAGAAACCUUGUCAGAGCCCAAUUUUUAUGACACAAUGAGCAAAAUCCGCUUAAGACAACAAUUGGAGAUGCAUUCCAUUUCAAGAAAGUAUGAGUAUCAACAGCCACAAAGCCAAGCAGACAGUGUGCAGCUCUCAUCGGAGUGAAACUUCAGACUGAGCAACAGACGUGAUCGUGAGGCAGCAUGACACCAAGUUCCAAAUUUUCUCUCCUAAUGAUGAGUGGCAUUCAGAACACUUGUCGGAUAAAGUCCCCACCCCCACCCCCGCCUUGGCUCUCUUUCCCUGCUUCCUCUAGGGCUCUAGGAACAAAGUCGCUUAGAAGGAAGACGCUUGUGACUAGAGAUGGGGACUCUCCCUUGAGGACCUAUGAUGUCUUCAGGAUACAGCGAAGAGUACGAACAUGUCUUCGGAAGCAAGAAUCCUGGAGUUAACGUCACUUGAAUUAGAAUGUUUUCCCAGAGUGAAAUCCUAGCUACCGAGGUGGUUUGCUCUUUGGUUGUGGUCUGUGCUGAUGAGUUAGCAUCAGUAGCAGAUUGACUUGUGUAAUUCUGGGCCUGUGACCUCAGCUUCACGACCUGUGUGACACUCUAGAACUCACGCUCUCUUCUCCACCGUGAAGCACAGCCCAUCUGCUUGUUCUAGACGCUUCCCGUACUGAAUUUACCUCCCUUUGGUUGUAGUCCCCAAACUUGUUUUGUUUCUGAUCCAUGCUUCCCUUGCCCCCGCGGGGCUCCGUGAGGCCCUGCUGUAACACAGAGACAUGUCUGUCUUGCCAUUGGCAACUCCAUCACUGUUGAAUGUUACUGUCUAGGCCCUCUACUUCUUAAAGCUUUGUUGACAUCCA